Cyphellophora attinorum is the source of this 2121-nucleotide messenger RNA. Its product is annotated as Allophanate hydrolase. NCBI's taxonomy places the organism in Eukaryota, Fungi, Ascomycota, Eurotiomycetes, Chaetothyriales, Cyphellophoraceae. The record is from RefSeq and is a predicted model, not a curated record. The transcript has 2 exons. Bases 1 to 2121 code for a protein of 706 amino acids. Gene Ontology annotation, molecular function: catalytic activity.
AUGGAGGGCCAACAACUUAUACUGUCCACGGCUAGACCAUACGCCUUCAAAUACGAGCCUGAACACACAGCUUUGGUCAUCAUCGAUGUACAGCGCGACUUUGUCGACCCAAACGGCUUCGGUGCCAUCCAGUGCGGUAAUGACGAGAUCUUCAGUUCAGUCCGGAGCAUUGUACCGGCCAUCAAAAGUGCUCUUGGUGCUGCUAGGAAACUCGGACUCCAUGUCAUUCACACUCGGGAAGGGCAUCGACCCGAUCUCUCAGAUCUCGCAGCCACAAAACGCGAUCGCCAGAUGAAGGCCCCAAGUGGCCAUCAUACAAUUGGCAUUGGCGAUGAGGGACCGAUGGGCAGGCUGCUUGUGCAAGGAGAGUAUGGCCACGACAUCAUCGACGAGUUACGGCCACUCCCAGACGAACCCGUGAUUGACAAGCCCGGCAAAGGCUCAUUCUGGAAUACUACUUUACAUCGAACAUUGAUGGCUCGAGGUAUCACCCAUCUGCUCAUCUGUGGUGUCACAACUGAGUGCUGCGUCACAACAACUGCCAGGGAGGCCAACGACCGAGGCUUCGAGUGCUGCAUUCUGACAGAUUGCACCUCAGGCUUCAAUGCCGUCUCUGUGGAUGUCUCCCUCAACAUGUUCUGCUCUUAUGAUGGCCUCUUCGGCUUCGUUGCAAAGAGUGGCGAAUACGCCAACACCUUGGGACGCAGUCUGGAUAUGGCUUCACUCGCACCGCAUAUACGAAGCAGGAAAAUGCCCCUUGGUGAGCUAUAUCGCAAGGUAAUGAUUGCUGCGGCAGCCUCGGACAGUCGCAUUUGGACCUUCCUUCGUUCUCGAGAUGAUGUACUUGCCGAAGUGACUGCUUUGGAGCGCAAGUACAUUGACAACGAGUUGCUGCCGCCGCUGUAUGGCAUUCCAUUUGCAGUCAAGGACAACUUCGAUUUCAAAGGACUACCGACCGAGGCAGCCUGCGUUGAAUACCGCUACAUGCCGACAGAAAAUGCCAAAACGAUCCAGCUCCUGAUAGACGCAGGUGCCAUCCUCAUCGGAAAGACCAGCAUGGAUCAGUUAGCUACUGGCCUCAACGGCUGCCGUUGCCCUUCAGGCGAUCCUGUCAGUGUUUACGGCAACGGUCGCUAUAUAUCUGGCGGCUCCUCGUCCGGCUCAGGCGUCGCAGUGGCAUCGAACCUGGUGACCUUUGCACUUGGCACGGACACAGCAGGCAGUGGACGUGUGCCCGCUGCAUUCAACGGCAUCGUAGGAUACAAGCCCACGAAGGGCACAUUGUCCGCACGCGGUAUUGUUCCGGCUUGCGCUAGCCUCGACACUGCCUCGAUUUUCGCCCAUGACAUCUCAGAUGCGCGGAAAGUCUGGUACGCAGCUGACCAAUACGACUGCGACGAUGCAUAUGCCAAGCCGCAGAGUACACUACCGCUGGUGCCCUCCAACUAUAGACCCAACCCACAUUUCACCUUUGCCAUACCUCCAUCGUCCAUCAUCGCCGACUCGUGCACUCCAGAGUACCGGACCGCGUUCGCAUCCACGGUUACCAAGCUUCGAUCCAUGGGCGGAACGCUCGUACAGCUGACAGCGGACCAAUACGCACCUUUCCAGACCGCCUCGGACCUGCUCUACUCAGGCACACUCGUGCACGAACGUAUCGCUAGCAUUGGUCCGGAUUUCAUUGCACAGAACCUCUACAAACUCCACCCAGCAACGCGUGCUUUGUUCUCAGCGGUGCUUGAACGACCUACCAAGCCUUACGAGAUCUACCGAGACCAGCACUUGCAAGCGCAGCUGACAAGACAAGCUGCAAGUUUGUUCUCGCCGCAUGAGGGGAAGAUCGAUGUGCUGGUGACGCCCACUACGACAUGCCACCCUACCAGAGAAGAGAUGGACGCAGACCCAAUCGGUCUUAAUGCGAAACUUGGUAACUUCACGCACUUCGGCAACGUUCUCGAUCUCUGUGCUGUGAGUCUGAAUGCUGGCUGGGUGGAGGGAAGCAGUGGUGCGGGCCAAAUGCCGUUUGGUGCAAGUCUGGUGUGCGCUUCAGGGCUAGACGGGAAGAUGUUUGACCUUGCAAGGCGGCUUGAGCGGUGCAUCGCUGCCGAUAGUAAGGCUUGA